Molecule: messenger RNA, 7487 nt
Organism: Amphiprion ocellaris (clown anemonefish)
Lineage: Eukaryota; Metazoa; Chordata; Actinopteri; Pomacentridae
Gene: mroh1
Product: maestro heat-like repeat family member 1
Exons: 45
Coding region: 239-5149 (1636 amino acids)
Cellular component (GO): cytoplasm
Source: RefSeq, a predicted model, not a curated record
GGGACACUCACUUAUAGUUGUUGAGUUAUCCUCGUAAGCAGGCUGCGGUUUUCAUUUAAUUAGCGGGCUAACUUGUCUUCCGUAGCCGCAGCUGCUAGCUUAGCAUGCUAACAGUAGUUUAGCUCGCCGCAGCGGCAUCACCUCCCAAAGCAGGUUAAAGCUCAGGACAGCCUCUGCCCAUCAAAAGAAAAGAUUCAUCCUCACUGGCUCCAGGAAGCCAGUCCUGUUAGUGUCCACCAUGGACGAGACAGGCGUAGAGCAGGUGACCCUGGCUCUGCUAGAUGCAGCCAACGAUAAAGACUCAGAGGUCCAGGAGCAAGUCAGAAAAUCUAUGUUGACUCUGGGAAAACAGCAGCCAGACCGAGUGCUAGCCAUGUGUCAGGACUACCUCCUGAAACAUCCAAAGUUGGUUGUGGGCCACAGAGUUGUGAUUCUUCAGACUAUUGAGCUGGUUGUCGGCUGCAGGAUAGAGGAGAUCAGCUCUUCCAGAAUAAAGAGUAUUAUCUCUCUGGCAUCAGAUGAGAUGACGCGGUCAAAGGACGUCAUCCCUGACUGGCAGCAGGCGGCCAGUAAUAUCUUGGUUGCCAUUGGUAACAAGCACAUCAAUGACAUCAUGGAGGAGAUACUAAGCAAGUUUCAACCAGGGGUUCUGCCACACUUCUUUGUGGUCCAAACACUAGCUAACCUCUCGGAUUCAAAUGUUUAUGGCAUGGUACCCUUCCUCAAUGCUAUUCUCGGCACCAUGUUGCCCAUGCUGAACAUGGCCAAACAGGACAACAUGAAGUGGGUCUUUUCUUCUGCUCUGUGUCAUUUCAGUGACAGCAUCUUGGAGUACCUGGCAAACCUCGACAAGGCUCCAGAUCCAACAGUCAGAAAAGACACAUUCUCCGGUGAAAUCUAUGCUGCUUUUGACAUUCUCUUCAAUAACUGGUUACAAAGCAGGGAGCCUAAGUUGAGGCUGACGGUGGCCGAGGCAGUCGGCUCUAUGUGCCAUCUGAUGGCCAAUGAUAAACUGGAGGAGCAGAUUCCCAAACUCAUUCCUGCUUUCCUGUCCUUGUACAAGAAAAACAACGAGCACUACAUUAUCAGCAAGAGUCUGUGCCAAGUCAUAGAUGCUUCUGUCAACAUGGGCAGCAGAGUGCUGGAGACACAACUGGAAAGUCUGCUCUUUGCAUUGCAUCAACAGGUGUCUGCCCCAAUUGAUUACAAUAACCCUCCCACUGUCAAGAACCACAAUGAGGUCCUACGUUGCUUCAGUUUGCUUGCUAACGCUUUCCCAGACCGGCUGGUUAUGUUUGUACUUCAGAAGCUGGAGAACAGCAAUGAGCGAAGCAGAACGGGCUCUCUGUCUGUGCUUCGUCACCUCAUCAACUCCGCCACCUCUUUGAUGGAGACCAAAAAGCUGCUGAUUCUGGCCAGCAUCAGGCAGCCAAUGGCUGACCACAGCAACAAGGUGAAGAAGCGAGUGGUUCAAGUGAUCAGUGCAAUGGCUCAUCAUGGCUACCUGGAGUUAGAAGGAGGAGAGCUAAUGGUUAGAUUCAUAGUUCAGCACUGUGCUUUACCUGACACGUACCAGCGAGGUCAGAGGCCCACAGAUCCAGAGGAGGUGACUAAUGAGGCUCUGAGGACGAUGUGUGACAACACUCUUCAUCUCCUGACCACCACUGUUGGACGACUAGCUGAUGUGCUCUGGCCCAAGCUGCUGUACUAUCUGACCCCUUCACAGUACAGCAAUGCCACGACUCCUCUCUGUAAGAGUCUCAUAGUUCUAGGCAACAAGAAGAAGAAUAACCAGGAGACCAGCUUCAAAAUAGACUUUACACAGGAAGUCAACCUGCCUUCUCCUCAAACACUGAUGAUCAGACUGCUGGUGAAUGCAGUGUUUCCAUUCAGCAGCAGAGGUCAUGGAGCUCCAUCACUUUCUCUCCUGCAAGUCCUCAGUGUCAACAUUCAUCCUAAAACAGAGACAGUCUGGGACAAAGAGAUUCCUCCUCUGCUUUCUUUACUAGAAGAGUCAACGCCAGAGAGUCUGGAUAAGAAGCAGUGGAAUGAGAAGCUACUGAAGCUCUUGUCUAAAACCCUGGCAGCGAUCGAUGAUGACAAGUGGACGUGUCAGUUGGCAGCUGAGUCAACACGAUACCUCUCUACAUAUAACAACUUCUUAGAGGAAAAGAGCUUCCUGUAUCGGUGCAUUGGAGUGACUCUCCAGCAGAGUUUCAAUAAGGAGGUGGUUAAGAAACAGCUGCAGGAAAUUCUUCUCACAGCGCGACACAAUGAUGCAGUGGAAAGAGAGGGCAUUGCUAUGGGCAUCGGUCUGUGUGCCAACAGCCACUUAGAAGGAACUCUAGCCAAACUGGAUGAGUUUGGCAAAUCGGAUGCCUUCAAGAAAUCACCAAGUAUCUUCAACCUGCUCAAAGAGCGUAAUGAUGUUGAGGUAGAGAAGGUGAAGAGCACGUUGAUCCUGUGCUACGGUCAGGUGGCUCUGAACGCUCCUCCGGAAAAGAUCCUGAACCGCAUUGAUCAGGACAUCCUUCGCUGCAUCAGUAAACACUUCAAUACUAAGGUUCUGGGGAUUAAAGUAGAGACAAAGGACCUGACUAUGAAAGUCAGUUUGGUCCAGAGUGUGGGGCUCAUAGCCAAAGCCAUCAGUGAGUGUGUGAAGAAACAAGGCUUCAUCUUCUCUCGCAAGCAGGAGCUCAUCGCUGUAAUGCUGGAUUUUAUCAAAGCAGAGCCAGCUGACUUGUUGAGGACUCCAAUACGCCAUCUCGUGAUGAAUACCUGUGCUGCCCUCAUGCCACUGGACCCUGCACUGAGUGAGAAUGAGAGCUUUGACUUGCUGAAGGUGUGUGUGAACAGUGUGUUUUCUCUGCCACCGGAGACAAACACUCCAGAGAAAACUAAAGAAGAGGAGAUACUUGACCCCAAGCAGAGAAAGGCUUUGUACAAAGACACAUUAGCUGCUCUGCAGGAGCUGCUGAAGAGUGUAGUGGUCAAAGAUCCCACACCUGAUGGCUUGCAGAGUGUCUUUAAGCACAUUGAAUCAUGGCUGAGCUCUGGACACGACCAUGAGAGAGAGAGAGCUGUCACAGCCACAGCUCACGUAUUGGCGUACUAUCUGGAUAACCUGACUGUCAAGAACAUGGUCUCUUUCCACAACCUUGGAGCUCUGCUGGGUCGACUCUCUCCUCGCUGUUCUGACCCUCGCCCAGCUGUACGCACAUCUGCAAUCGACUGUAUAUACACUCUGCUUUAUAUACAGCUACGAUAUGAAGGAUUCUCCUUAGAUUACAAGGAUGAAGGAGUGGACUGUCUGCUGCUCUUCAAAGAUCGUCUAGAGAACCCUGACCACUCAGUUCUGUACAAGACCUGCUCAGACCUCACCAAGGUGAUGAGUAAGCGUCUGCCUCAGCAGCAGCUCACGACAUUCGUGUUCAUGUUGUUUGAAGGGCUGGUCGACAGUCAGCCGAACUGCUGCAGAGCUUCAUCUGUCAUCCUAAAUACUGUUUUGAAGAACAGAGGAGGUGGACUACAAGAUCUGGUCCCAGAAAUGCUGGAGGUUCUACAUGUGCGUCUGCAGAACAUCACAGAAGAGCAGGUGAGAGUGGCGGUGGGACAGACAGUACUGAUCCUGGCUUCUCAGCAUCUACAGAUUGUUAUCAACACACUAGUUAACCAACCGCUUCCUUAUGACAGCUGGACCAGUGAGAUGUGGAUGGCUUUGGGAGCAGACCCCGUCGUAGCCAACCAGAUUAUAGAGAUGGUGAUGGAAAAACUUCUCAUCAUGGCACCCUACGUAGACAAGAAAGAGUCAAUGAUGAGAGGAGGGUCAACAAAGGUGGCCACUAAUCAGCCACUGGCAAUGACAUGUGGUCUGAAAGAGCUGCUAUUAAACGGCCAGAGUCAGGAGCCAGCAGUCAGUGUGUUUCCUCAGCUCUUCUCCUGCCUCACAGUCCGACUGGGAGCAAGCGUUGGAGUCUCUGCACCAAAGGACAGCAACACUAAACACGCUGCCUCCAUACAUGUAGCAGGGGUUGCAGCUGAUGCGCUGAGGAUUUUGUUAGCGCGCGCCCAGUUAGAUGAAGUAAUGAAAAGACUGGAUGAAGAUAACGCCUGGGAUGCAAUGAGGGAACCCAGCACACACGUUAACGGAGUCACACUACUAGCAAGGGCGAUGGCUAAACAUGCUGGUCCCAGGUUGCCUGCAAUCGUGGAGUGUUUGUGUCCAUCUCUGAACAACAUCUAUGAAUGUCAGAGAGUCACUGUCACUGCUUUCUUCUCUGAGCUGUUGAGCCAUCACGUGGUGACAGAGUUGAUGCUAAUCGAUGUGUUAAUGAACAACAUGAUGGAGAGGAUAUCAGACCCCUGCUGCACCGUCCGCAUGCUAGCUGUGCGAGGGCUGGGCAACAUAGCCGUGGGAUCACCUGAAAAGGUGAAUAAAUAUGCCAAAGAGUUGCUGGCAGCCAUGAGUUCAGGGAUGGAGGAAAAAGACGAUCCGGGUAAGCUGAUCACUCUUGAGGCGAUGUCUGGUCUGUCUAAAGUUCUCCUCCACCUGGACAAGAAGAAUGUCCACUUACUUGUGGUCUACAUCUUCAUGAAGAUUAAGCCAUUCUUGGAAAGUGAGAAUGACGAUAUCCGCUGUGCUUCCAUCCUUCUGAUGGGGAACCUGUCCAAGUUUGGCUCAGGAGAGCCGGUGUUCAAAGACCAGAUCCACAAUGUUCUAGUCAGUCUGCUGCUCCACCUGGUCGACCCAAACCCGAAGGUCGUCAAGGCCUGUAAGUAUGCGAUGCGAGUGUGUGCUCCUGUGGUGGGAUCAGAGCAGAUCACAGCCAUGUUUCAGAACCACCUCCAUGAUGACAAGAGUUUGCACUAUGGAGAGUUCAUCAAUGACCUCACGAAGUACCUGAUUCAGGACUUUCCUGGUAUGCUGAACUUCUACCACAUCUCAGUCAUCCAGUUCUUCAAGAGCAACUGGCCUGAAGUCAGAGCAGGAGCAGCCAUGUUCAUCGGGUUCCUGCUGGGGAAUCUUCAAGAGGAGCAUCUCUCCCAUCUCAACAUGGGCACCAUCACUAAAGGUUUAGUGAUGCUGCUCCAAGAUCCAGAUCCUGUGGUGAGAGGGAAGGCUGCUGAGGCCAUGGGACACUUCCACUGACACACACCUACAUACAAACAUCAGUUCUUCAUUUAGGCAGUAGUGGUAAGAUAUUAAUGCAAAUUAAAAGUAUAUAGUAAAUAUAUUUAUGAUUUCAGUUUACAAACACUGUGUUAAAAUGUGCAUUCAUUAUAAAAUAAUCCAAAAAAUGCAACUGCAACAUUCAGUAAAGCCAAAACAGGGACCAAAACAGGAACAAGGGUGGAGUCUGGUUAGCAGUGUUACGAAAUCAACCAACAAACAGCGAAAAUACACUUUCAUAUACAUACGUGUACAUAUAUUUAGCCGUUAGCAUCUUUAUUUACUUGCGUCUUUUAAAAACUUUACUCUGGUACUUGAAGGAAGCGUUAAUUCUAAACUAUUUUAGUGACCAAGGACUGUGUUGCCCUGUAGCGUUUGGAGAUCUGUCAGUGUGGGAGUAUACUGUGUCUCUCUGAAAUAUAUCAAGAGGUUUCUAAUGCAAAGGUUCAAACCCAUAUGAACUUGAGUAAAAGGUUUUUUAGAAUAAAUAUAGUUUCUUCAAAUACUGUGUGUGCAAAUGGCAUAUUUGAAGUACAUAACGAUUUCAUGUGAUUCUGGCUGGUAGCUAAAGUGUGUGUGUAGUCAUACUAGCAUUUUGUGAUGAUGUCAGUGGUUUGGUUCCUGACAUCCUCUGUUAGAGGUAGUUCCAGUGUUGUGGGCUCGGUUUUGGUGUACUAAAGACCUUCCCUUGGCUCCUUCAGUCAGCUGUGAGCUUCCUUCUUGCUCUUCAUGAAGACCCAGUGAUGCAUGUUUAGAUCAGUUAGAUGUGUGAUACCAUGUAGGUGACUCAACAUGAAUAAAAAUACAAGAACUGCAGCAGAUACCAGACUUAGUUAGGAUGCUUUAAGUUUCAUAGUUGUGUCUGGAGGGUGUAAGUAAAAGAAUUUAAAGGUGGUCUCAUUGCUGUGUUCAUAUCAUCGAACUGCCAGAUCAGCCAGCAACAACCAGGCAGUAUUUUCAGUUUAAUUAAGGUUUUUAAACCCCUCUGAUGUACUGCUGAUGAGUUUACCUCCAUUCUGAAACCAUAAUGAUGCUUAUUCUAAACCACUGCCACCACUACAUCUACAUGGAGCUACUGGAUACCUCCUGGUGUAACAGUUAUUUCUUUUGUCAACCUCAUAAGGUUGCUUUGACCUCUGUUUCAUCUGCACUCUGUUUAUUGUUCAGUUUCACUUCAUGUGCCACCAAGGUUUCCAUCUAUUAACCCACCAGAACGUUGCCAAACCUUCUGUUAGCCAUCAUUAACCCACCAGCCAAACUACAUCAACUCAAAGAGGUGCACGUUAUUUAGUGUUACUGAAAUGAGACCAAAUAAAGAACAAUUCUUGCUCCUAAACUAGCCACAUUCAGCCAGGCCAACCAUCACUUACCAGUGUUUUUAGGUAAAACCACCCAGUGUAACAAGCUAAAAUCAGUGCCAAAAGUUUAUUAAUAUCACAUGUUGUAAUAGCGCUAAAGAGUUGCUGUUAAUAAUUUUUUUCUCACUUUGAAUGCACUUAAUGUUGUUUCAUUUUACAUAGUUGGGUUUUGGUGGUUUUAGGGUACUGUUGUGGGUUUGCAGGCCCGUACCGUUGUGUAAAUAUGUGUGUGAGUAUGUCUGUUCAUCUGUCUAUACAUGUAACUUCAAUAUUUAUGUCUCAACUCAAAGUCUGUCCACAAGGGAUGGAAAUUCAUCCUCAUUUGAAAUAAUUUGGUGACAAAAAUGUUGAUAAUCAGGUGAAAGCGAUACAUCGUUUGUUGUGAAAAUACCUCUUUUUCUGUUGCACUUUUAAGCUCUGCCAUGCAGUCCCUGAUCUGAGAACUGGCCGGCGAAUUUCCGUUGUGAGUUUUAUGUUUCUUUUUGUUUGUUUUGCACAUCGAUAUCUGAGAAAAACUGCUUUCAAGUUUUUGUCUUCAACUGUAACAAGUCCAGUGUUUGAAAUGGCUAGAAAACGCUCCAUUUACUCAGUUUAACGCCAUAAAUGUAUCAAUCGUGUACGAAAGGCUGCUUCUGGAUUGGUUUUCAUUGUCUUAAAUGCUCUACACACAGGGACUCUUGGCUUCUCGCACUUUCUAACACUAUGGCUUGGUUGAGGGUUAAUGAUGAACAUGUUCUUAUUUGUUAUAAACUUUGUACCAUUGAUAUGAUUUUUCAUGUCUGUUUUUUAACAUGUUAAAUGUUGUAUAAUGUCAGUAUGAAUGUAACAUGGAGGUACGGAUAUUUCAAAUGGCUAAAUGUGUGAAUGUGAGUAUGUCACUUCAUGUCCAGACCAAAAGAGAGUGUGGAUGAUGGCAAUCAGUGUAUUUAAAAUAAAUUAAAGCAAUCAAUUAAAACAUA